Molecule: messenger RNA, 9863 nt
Organism: Ictalurus punctatus (channel catfish)
Lineage: Eukaryota; Metazoa; Chordata; Actinopteri; Siluriformes; Ictaluridae
Product: protein NYNRIN-like
Exons: 3
Coding region: 4121-5797 (558 amino acids)
Biological process (GO): DNA integration
Molecular function (GO): nucleic acid binding
Source: RefSeq, a predicted model, not a curated record
UAAACAAAACAAGAAACGAACUAUGACGAGGGGCUGGAAGCGGAUAAUCCAGCGCGAACUAACUCUAACCAUGGACCGUGACUAUGAUACGCGCUAAACUAACUCAAAAGUAUUACUCUUCCGCGUUGUGUGCUGGGACACGCGCGGUAUAUAUGCGGACAUGAUCAGCGUCUAAACCGCUAGCAGCUGAGAGCAAUUCAGACCCACGUGAAAUCCCAGCCAAUGACAGAACAGGGAGGAGACAUGACAGAAACAUAAACAAAACACACGUGUCCAGAUGUCAUUACAGUCAACAACGGAAAAGCAGGUGCUCGCGCAUUCGCGCUUAGAGCACGCUGCUUCAAGGGGGAAUCGUGACACAGGGUAUUUCUAUAUUUCUAUUUAUAUAUCAUGGUACAAAAUACAAUCAAUUAAUCAAUCAACCAAAAUUUUAUAGCUAACAAGCUUAACAGACAGGUUCUGUGGCUAAAAGUAUUCAUGUACCUUGCCAUCCCCUAGUAAUCGAAUAAUCCUCCUAAUAAUGUAAAUUUCUGUUGUCAUGGAAAAUUUGAGUUUUUCACUUUGAAAAAAAAAAUUAAUGGUUUAACUAUUUAAAAAAUUAAAUUUUUGAGAGUAGGUCUUUUCUUUAAAAGACCACAGUCACUUGCGUGUCUAAUAAGAGCUAAAACAGCACACUCUGAUGCACUUUUCCACUUGUGUGGAUCCUGUGAAGUCAUUUUUAUCCGAAGGGAAGUGAACUGUUAAACUUGCCAUCACUGAAAGAUGUAAUGCCAAUGUGUCAAACAGUGUGUUCUCUCUCCUGGCUCAUUGAACUGAGCCAUCUGACUUGCCUAGCAGCCAUCUUUGCUCCCAACCAAACCAAUGCCUACUAAGCACUGAAGCGGGAUUUGUUAAUAGUGCUGUCUCCACAUUGUUGUGCCAUCUGUUUCAAGACAAGUUGUCAAGGCGAAAUGGUCUGUUUAAUUACAGUGAUUACACUUUUACACACACUCUCUCUCACACAUGUCUCAGACCAGGAAAAAUUAUGGCUUGUCUCCUCUGGCCAGCUUUUAGUAAACUACAUUCUGCUCAUAACAUUUUUAUAUUGUCAUUAGAAGCUAGCUGAAGGUAUCUGAAAUCUUUCUGGAAUGCUGCAGCACUUGUUGGAUUUUAAUGUCUGGUUUAAAACCUUGCUGAGGGCAGCUGAUAAAAUUUAUUGGCCAAAGGAUGACAGCACAAUCAAGAAGAAACAAGCGCAUUUAGACAACCAAAUACAUUCUUGAUUUUAGAUUAUAACAGCUUUAAAAAUUGUAUGCACUCAGAUUGAAAACCAAGAGACUGAAGCAAAUGUAAAGCUAAAAUAUCACCUUGGGAAAAACUAUAUUUAUUCCAGUAUGUGUUUAAACUAAAAUUACAUAACACUAUAGCUAAAAUGGAACUGUUAAAAGGAUCACAAUACCCAGGGCUGUAUAGUAAUGUUGUUACACAUGAAAGGAUAAACUCAUCCUGUGCUACAUGCAUGGUGUACAUCUCCACCCAAAUAUGUCAAGUGUACAACACCCACACUGCUUCUAUAGAGCUACAGAAUUACAGCUCUUUAUUAUUAUUUAAAAAAAAUGGGAACUGCAACCAGCUUUAAAGUGCCCCAUUAUGCUUUUCAAAUAUUACCUUUCAUGUAGUGUGUUAUAGAGCUGUUUGUGAAUGUAAAAAUUCUACAAAAUUUUUAAAAAAUCAAAGUGCACGACAAAUGGAGUUAUUGUCUCCCAAAAGAAAGAACCGAUUCAGAACAGCUGAAAUGAGUCGUCAGUAAUUCCAGACUUACUUCCUGCACAAACCUACAUAACUUUGUAACAAAAAAACAACCUCAGAUCUUCAUUGGCUGCUUGCAAAAAAAUGUGUAUUUUGACCCGCCCUCAAACACUACAGUUGUAGUUGCGUUCUGAAAGCGUUAGGUUCAUGUCUAGAAGAUGUUGUUUUCUGUUCUGCAAAACCAAAACCACGUUUCAUGGACUUCUAAAGGAUGAGGAUGUAAAGCAUCAGUGAUUAAAAUUCAUUUUAAAACAUACCACAGCAGUUCAACUCUGACCUUCAUUUGUGUUCCUGUCAUUUCACUGACGACUGCUUUUCAAAUCUAGCUGAAGUCAAUGUGGGAUUUGCAAAAUGAUUAUUCAUAAAGGUUGGAGCCGUACUCACUUUAUUUGGACAAUCUUGUGCCUGUGGAUCACAACCUGUAAGUAUGAUUAGUUCAUUAUGUGUGUAUUUUCUACCGAGUGUUCCAAAUGCGUAGUUUUGUGUUGUUUACAUGUACAGCCAGUACACAGCUGUUAGCCUGUUAGCUGUUAGCCUCUGCUAACUGGCUAACUCACAUUAUUGCCAAACCACAUAUAAAUGUACCAUUGAAAAAUGUCCUGUUCUUGUCGUGCUUGUGAUGGUGGUUCAGGUUGAUCUUCCAAUGUAUCACUAUCAGACUCAAGCUAAAAUUGAUAAGAUAAAAGACAUUACUGAGCUGAAAUUCAGUAGCCCAAUCACAACAGACUGGGACAUUUGACCAGUCAGAGCAGAGUAGGCUCUCUGAAAGGAGUUUAGAGUGAAUGGAUCCUUAAGCGAAUCGUUUGUGACACUGAGAAAAAUAGGUAAGGCUGCAAUGUAAAUUAUAAGAAAAUUAAAGUGUUUUUUGUUUGUUUUGUUUUUUUACCUUGUAUACAUGUAAACCUAUUGUAUGAGACCUCUAAAACAAAAUUAUGCACUUUAAUAUAGCAUAAUAGGGGUACUUUAAGUGAGGCCCAUUAGGGUUAGGAACAAUGACUGUAUAUAUGAGUGAACACCAUGGCACCAUUGGUUUUGAUGCCUUUUUUAUUCAAAUGGGAGUUGCCAUCUUGCAAAAAUUGGAGUCUGUGCAGUAGAGACCUUGGAGGCACAGUAGAAGUAUAAGUAUAGUGCACUAUAUAGCCAAAGGUUUGUGGACACGUUAUCAUCACAGCCAUAUGUGGGCCUUCCCCAAACUGUUGCCACAAAUUUGGAAGAUAUUUUGUAUAAAAUGUUUUACUUCCCUUCACUGGAACUAUCUGGCCUAGCCCAGACAUGUUUCAGUAUGACAAUGCCCCUCUGCACACACUGAGGUCCAUAUACACAUAGUGUGCCAAAUUUGGUGUGGAAGAACUCAAGUGGUCUGCACAAACUUGGCCUGCACAUUGUUCAUUGUUCAUUGUUCAUUGAUGUCUGACAGCAUUUAUUUAUGCAUAGCUCUCUUAAGAUCCAGCUACAGCAUCUCAAAGGGGUUGAGGCCUGGAUUUGGCAUAGCCAUUCCAACACUCUGAUUUAUUUAUUUAUUAUUAUUUAGCAAUUUAGAUGUUGAUUUGCUGGUGUGAUUGGGGUAAUGGUCCUGCUGAAUGACCCAAUUUUGGCCCAGCUUAAACUGCUGUACAGAUUGCCUCACGUUUGUCUCAAGAAUAAGAAUACUGGUAUAAAGUAGAAUUCAUUGUUGUCUCAAUGACUGCAAGUUUCCUAGGUCAAAAGCCACCAUGCUUGCUAGUUGGUAUGGGGUGUUUGUGGUGAUACACAGUGUUUGGCUUUCACCAAACAUGACGCUGUGCAUGAUGACCAAUCAUCUCCACCUGUUUAUAAAAUACAGUUAAUUAUCUAAAACCACUCAAAACAAACUGCUAGAAUGUACGCUGGAUAAAUGUAUGUUGUAUGCUGUCUGUGACUGUAUGUUGUCGAUUCUCAAUCGCCAGUUAUGAGGUUAUUCAUUUUGAAUGCCUUCCUGCCCCACCAAAAUCUAUGGUCAUGCGAUACAGUUAAAUAAAUAAAAUAAAUUUAACUAAAUAAAUAAAUAAUACAAUAUAUUGGAUAAAAUAAAGAGGUCAUAUAAAAAGAGUUUGAUGAAUAAUUUUCAGUUCAUGCCUUUCCAAAUUAUGUACAGUUUUAUAUCAAUCUUGACACAGGAGAAGUGUUUUUUGACUUUGCAUCUGUUUUUCAGGCUUUACACUUCAGUUCUGUCUUGAUGAUGAAGUAAUUGGGCAGUUUUCCAUAUCACAGCCUGAUUCUCAUGCGUAACUGUGGUUUUUCACGAUUGUGUGAUCCAGGAACAGGAAAACUGAAGGUGGGAGAAAAGUGUAUAUUGUCGGGCCAUUAUUGAGAAAUGACUGCCACAGGGCCUAGACGGGGGAGGUUCCUAACUCAGGACGGAGAAAGUAGGCGGCUGCGGCAUCCACAGGGACACAAUGGAGCCCGCGUGAAAGAGAUACAAAACGAUGCAGGAGUAAGUGAAAUUUUGUCCUGGUUAAAACGGGGGGCUCAAAAAGACGGUGCGGGGAUAUGGCGCAGUGUGGAAGGGUUGUGUAUAGCCCCAGUCAGCCUCCUCCCAUGCUUGAUCAAAGACGCCCAUGGCGUGGAUCAUGUCAAUAAGACUGAAAUGAUCCGGAAAAUCCGUCAGGAAUGGUGGUCCCCUCAGCUGGCCUCACAAGUGGACCAAAUGGUAAAUGUAUGUGCUGUGUGCAUCAACCACAACGUGCGAAAGAACCUCACCACCCCCUUAGGACAUAUUCCCCCGCCGACGGGACCGUUUCGGCAUCUAAUGAUGACUCAUAUAGACAUGGGAGCGGAGUUACAGGUGGAUGGGAAACGCUUCCUUCUGGUAAUAGUGGACCGCUUCAGCCGGUGGGUGGAGGCGACUGCUACUUCUGGGGAAGAUGUGGAGUCCGCCGCUAAAUUUUUAUGUUGUGAGGUCAUACCUCGAUUCGGUAUCCCUGAUUUUUUGAGUUCAGACAAUGGCAUACACUUCAUAAGUAACGUCCUUAAGAAUGUUACAUCGGCCUUGAAGAUUGAUCAUAAGCUAGGAUGUGUAUAUCUUCCUGAGUCCCAAAGCGCGAUGGAUCCAGGGUACCGCACCCUAACUAAUAAAUUGGCAAAAAUAUGCGAUGAAUCACACCUAAACUGGGUCCAAGCCUUACCACUGGCAUUGAUGAAGAUACGAUCACAAAUCAAUCGUAUGACGCACUUGACUCCUCAUGAAAUGCUCACUGGGCGCCCAAUGCCUAUGGCGUACACCAAAGGUCCAUACAUAGAGCCGUCUGAGGCUCAAUUGGAGGGCGAAAUGCAGGAUUAUAUGCGAAUCCUCACUCGAAUUCACAGACAGUUAUAUUCACAGGUUAGAGAAGCAAUCCAUGGUGGGGACGGGGUAAGGGAGGAUGUACGUUUAGUGGCACCCGGGGAUAAAAUACACAUUCGUAUGUUUAAGAGGAAAAGCCUCCUCGGGGCACGUCGGGAAGGACCCUUCACUGUGGUCGCUGCAACAGCCUCGGCUGUGAGAGUUGAAGAGAGAGAUCAUUGGUACCACCUGAACCAGUGCGUCUGGGCCGGAGCAGGUACGGGACGGGGAGGACCAACAACCCCGGGCCCUGCCACUACAGGGCAGCCCAUGGAGGCGGAGGUGUUAACCGACAGCGACUCGGAUACCUCAUUUAUGGGUCCGGCCUACGGCACUCGAGCCCAGGCUAAACGACGGGCUGUUGACAGGUUGGAUAGACCGGCCCAGUCGGAUGCCGGUAGCUCAACAGGCUCUUCGUUCCUCUCCUCUCCAUACGAUGAUAUUGACCCUGUUACCUCCCCCCGAGCUGAAGCGGGAGACGUAGCUGCCGUCCCGCUGGUAACCCCACCAGAGGCAGAAUUGUUAUCAACACUCGCCACUCUCUGGCAAUCUGAUAACCUUGAUGACCCCAUGCCUAUGAGCACUAUUGAUUUGGGUAUACUGCAGGACCUUGAGGUACAGUUAAGAACACCCCCCGUCCCCGUGCCCCCUGAGCUCCGGUCUCCGUAGGGAUCUUUACACACUCCCCUACCAUUGGGUCGAGAGAACACUGGUUCAGUAGAGUAGCUGGGGUGGGGGCGCCUUAUACCACAGGGCUAAAGAGUUCCUGUUUAGACCAGAGGGUGAUGUUCGGAAGAACACACCGUCAUUGUAUAAUUUACUGAUCAUAAUCUAGACUGCGUACAGUCCUAUAUAUAGAUUGUGACGGGUCAAUAGCUUGCGUACCUUUAACGGUAAUUGGAAGUCAGUAUGAUUCCAUGUUUGUAAACUGAAUGAGAACGUUAUCUAAACCACCGAGCGCGCGAGAGAGGGAGAGAGCGCGUGCGAGAGAUUUCUGUUUUUACCCCUUUUUUCCAAUCCUUUAUCUUACGCUCUACAUUAAAAUCGAAGUGAUUCAAUAUGUAUAUAUACGUGGAUAUAUUCCUGAAAAAAAUUAAAAUCAAUCAGUAUGUCUUGAUGUUAUCAGUUCGGAGAGAACUUUAAUAAUAGUUUAUGUGGUGUGCAUUGUGCCACUUAGUUUCUUCUGCAGAGGCAUCUUUUCCUGACUAAUGAUAAAAUUGACAUGUGAACCUGUUCGUUUUGAGUGAUAUUAAUAAAAAACCCUGAAAAGUAAAACCGACCCGAGGUAACAGUCUCUGGCUGAUCAAAAUGUGGUCCGUAUCAGGCUAGGUCACGUCCUCCCUGUUGAGAUAAUGUUGAGCCUAAACAUUUGGUUUCAGCGAGCAGUCUACCUUCAUGAACUGACUCGCUAACAAGAACUGGAGUAACCAUAAUUAAUUUGUAUCGGUGAUUCCUAUAUGGGUACGUGUCUAUACAAUAUCUUAAGCAGUGUAAGUGCGAAUUCUUCUGGCGAAUUCUAUUCUCUGAAUAAUUUCUGCAUGUUUUCUCUUUAAAUGCUGUGUAUAUGUCCAAUGAUAAGUAAUUAGUAAGAUCAGAUGGCAGUAGUAGUCUGCACAUUUUUAAUUCUGUAUAAUGUGUUGUACGCCUGUUACAGAUGUGAUAUCUGAAUCAGUAACAUUAGAAUAAGGUGAUGAUUUGAUUACUUACUUUUGCCGACAUGUUGUGCUGAUAUGAGUUUGGGAGGUAGUUUAAUUACGGUCCCUUUACAAUAGUGUAGUUUGAAGUGUUUUUUCCUGAACCGUAGAUUGGUAAAUAGAGUAGUUAUGCAAAUAUAUAUAUGUGUGGGUGUGUAUAUGUAUACACAUAUGUGCUAUAUGGUGUGCUAUGGAUAUGUCAUACAAAGUAUACGAGUUACAAUACUUAAUAAUACAAAGCAGUGGUCACAAACUCGAGAACCUGUGAAGUGAAUUGAAUUGAUAAUAUGUUAUACAGCAGCUGAAAACUGAUAAAAACUGAGAGCUGUGAACUGGAUGCAGGUGUGGUAUUUUUAUGUGUGUGUGAUCUGGGAAUUGCGGUCCAUGGCAGCCAGCAUGUUUGUGGGCCGCAGUGAAGGAUGGGGAAUGUGGUUUGUGAUAUGAGUAGAUUUAACACUACCUUAAUAUGGUCAAAUACAGUUUAAAUGAAAUAGAUAAAAUUAUAGGGCGAAUCUUAUGCUUCUUACAAUUGUGCGUUCAGCCAGGGUAACAACUUGGUGGUAAAUUGAAACAAAGUUCACAGAUGAUAAAUUUUAUUUUAGACUAAGUUAAAUACAUAUUCACAUUCCUCCAAAGUGAGCAACAUUUAAAUGUCAUGUAUGAAGGAUCUGAGUGAUAUUUUGAGUACAGUAUUUUGAUACAGUUAUAAAUUAAUAAAAAACAAAAUGCAUGUACAUGCAUGUAUACCAUUUAGACUACAGACUAGUGCUGUACACAUAGAACCAAAUUCACUAGGUUGUUUUGAAUGUAAAUUAGUGGGAUAAAAGUGGUUAGAGGACUGUAAAUGCAUAUCUAGAUCUCAACCUCAUUUACUCUAUUUUAGUUUUAUCUUAUUGGGAUUAUCACUCGUUAGCACAGAUGGAAUAUUAAUAUGUUCGGGUAGUGUACACCACAAAUUUUUAGACUAAAGGAAUUUUGUUUUCCUUUCUCAAUAUCUUUCUGGUGAAUGAAAAACAGGAAGGGAUAAGAAUGUAUCUUUGUCAAUCGGGUUUUAAAAGUAAACAGACUAGAACUAUUUUACAGGGAUAACUAUACAUGAGAGUGGAAAACCCCUUUAAGAGAGGUGUUAUUCGUUUGAUUAGAGCAGUGGAGAUUACUUUAGUAAAUUUUUUAAAUGAUUCGAUAGACCAACAUUAUUUAAUCUCUGCAGCAAUAUUUCCUGAUUCACUGUGUUGGGAGCCUCUUCUAAAUCAACAGACAGGGAAGUGCAGAGAGAACCGUGACAUUGUUUUAAGGCUUUCAAAACAACAGGUGUGCUGAUAUGUUUGUAUGACCUUAGACUUCUUGCAGACUGAUAACAUGAACGAUUUACUGAAAAAGCUUUCUACAAGGGACAUAGGCGAGGAGGCCGUGUUAUUGGAUUGUAAUGACCUAAUAUAGUUGGGUGUCCCUGAUUUAAUGUAAUAAAUAAAUAAGAAAACUGAUUUCCAAAUUUCUAGUAUAACCCCUUUGUCUAAUAAAAGAUUAAAAUGAUACAUUGAAAGAGAUGAAAUAAUAUCAACUGCUAAGUCGUUUAGAAAUACAGACUCCACACAAUCAGGGCCUUGUGAUGUGUUUAUAUCGAACUUGAGUGAUCUGUAAACAUCACAAGUCUUAACACGUUAAAAACUGAACUCCUCAUUUUGAAUUGUUUUUAAUAGCUUCCUGCUUUAUUAAAAUCAGGGUAUAGUAAAUCACGAUAAAUAUUCACUGUUUUAAGGACUAGAUCUGAUGCAUAAAUUGAACAUUUAAUGAUGGGUUUUGCAGUUGUGUGUUCCCAGUUGUCUGUCUCCAGUUUCCGGUACUAUUGUCCUGUAAACAAUAUUUUCGAUCCUCAGAGGGAGGAUGAAAGGACAUGCCCAAUUACCAUUAUUACAGCAAGCUGUGAUAACAAAAGCGAUAAGUUUUGCGAUACAACCAACCCACCCAGUAACCAUUAUUUAUAGUAUGAUGUAUAUAGAAUAUAUAUAUAUAUAUAUAUAUAUGUAUAUAUAUAUAUAAGAUGUCCCAAUUGUAACCUAUAACUGUAAUUCCAUUCCACAUGAUAUUAUUAUGGAUCAGCGCUUUUUCCAAAUGACUGCAUGUGAGAGCUCAAGGCCAUUAUUCCUCUUAACAAUUCCUAGAUUAGUAGGACACCUGGCGCCGCGAGCUGGAAGCGUCUCCUUCGCGGGGCUGUGGGCUCCACUGUGGUGUACUCCUCUGUGGUCAUAGACUCCCUUGCACGCUCCCAAGGCCGUCAGGACAUGAUUGGGGUCAUCCUCCGCCCCAUAAAAGCACAACAAAUGUUCCUGGACGUUAUCAAGUAUGGUCUGCAGUGGAUCACUGAUUGCUCACUAAAGGACAACAUCCUGAGAUCCGGGUGUUCUUUGGACAAGCCUGACAUUGAAUGAACUUAUGCUUUGCACCUGAACUAUGGCUGACAAACAAUAACAAAGACUGUAUCUUACAUGUGACUGAAGGGGUUGGGUGCUGCUGGGGGGGUCCCGGCUCAGGAGAAUGGGGCGCUUACAGGGCUGAAAUUUAUGUAUUGAAAAUAAUGGAUUUGGUGGCACAAGGAUUGCCAGGCUGGAGAUGCUCUCUUAGUGCAGAUCAUUGGGAAAAUUGCUCUCUCACACAUCGAUCUUACGUUUAUCACACCAGGUCAUUUCUAUUUUGAAAGAACAUGAUAUGGGGAUAUGGGGUUAAUCGAUGUGCCACCCGAACUAAAAUUCUUAAACCUGUUAGUGUACCUAACUCACCAACUGUAAGUGUUGUAGUGGUGUCAUUAAUUCUGUGGAGCCAGUCACUGAGAACACUCACGAUUGCCCAGCCGAAAUUUGUAUUUCGUUGAGCUUAAAAGUUUUGGGUCUGAAAUUUCACAAACAUUAUGAACACCCUGUUCUGCCCAAUUGGCUGAAUAGAAGUCUAUCACUAAAGAAUGCAACCUGGUUAAGGGUAGAAUUGUUAAAAAAAAAAAUAUAUAUAUAUAAUAAAAAAUAAAUAAAAAAUAAUAUAAAUACUGA